AUGGAUUUUGCUUCUAACGUAUCUUCCAUUCAUGGUCAUGUUCAUGAGAAUCUACAAGUCUAUUAUGCUAAGUAUAAAGCAAGUGCUGAUCACCACGGCCGUGAUGUUCAUUUUCAAGUUGGAGAGUUCAUUUGGGCCGUGUUCACACGCGAUUGUUUUCAUCUAGGGGAAUAUAACAAGCAUAAGUCUUUUGGUCCAAUGGUGUGGAACGAAACUCUAGCGACGUAUGCACAGAGCUACGCAUACGAACGAGCGAGAGACUGCGUCAUGAAGCAUUCGUCGGGACCUUACGGUGAGAAUCUUGCAGCUGGUUGGGGAACGAUGAACGGUCCUGUCGCAACAGAGUAUUGGAUGACGGAGAAGGACAAUUACGAGUAUGCCACUAACACAUGUGAUGGUGGUGAGGGUGUUUGUGGACACUACACUCAGAUCGUGUGGCGUGACUCAGUCCGACUUGGUUGUGGCUCGGUUAGGUGUAAGAAUGAUGAGUAUAUUUGGGUGAUUUGUAGCUAUGAUCCUCCGGGGAUUUAUAUCGGUCAACGUCCUUAUUAAUGAUUCUGGUUUCAUAACGAAUUAAAAAGAUACUAUGUGGUAACUUUGUUUCU
This is a messenger RNA of Brassica oleracea var. oleracea, 605 nucleotides long. Its product is annotated as pathogenesis-related protein 1. Lineage: Eukaryota; Viridiplantae; Streptophyta; Magnoliopsida; Brassicales; Brassicaceae. The coding region runs from base 1 to 552 and encodes 183 amino acids. The record is from RefSeq and is a predicted model, not a curated record. Gene Ontology annotation, cellular component: extracellular region. The transcript is spliced from 2 exons.